GAAUCAUCUGAGAGUACAAACACCACCAUCGAGGAUGAAGACACCAGAGUGAGGAAACAGGACAUCAUUAAAGUGACAGAGCAGCUCAUCGAGGCGAUCAGCAACGGAGACUUUGAGAGCUACACUAAAAUGUGCGACCCGGCUGUCACGGCGUUCGAGCCUGAGGCGUUGGGGAAUCUUGUCGAAGGCCUUGACUUCCACCGCUUUUAUUUUGAAAACUUGUGGUCUAAGAACAGUAAGCCGGUCCACACCACCAUCCUGAACCCUCACAUCCACCUGGUGGGAGACGAGGCCGCCUGCAUCGCCUACAUCAGAGUGACUCAGUACAUCGACUCCAACGGGACGCCUCGCACCGCCCAAUCAGAGGAGACCAGGGUGUGGCACCGCCGCGACGGGAAGUGGCAGAUCGUCCAUUUCCACCGCUCAGGAUCCCCGUCCACACUCAGCAAGUAA
This is a messenger RNA of Anoplopoma fimbria (sablefish), 453 nucleotides long. Its product is annotated as calcium/calmodulin-dependent protein kinase type II subunit alpha-like. Gene Ontology annotation, molecular function: calmodulin binding; calcium/calmodulin-dependent protein kinase activity. Gene Ontology annotation, biological process: protein phosphorylation. The record is from RefSeq and is a predicted model, not a curated record. Lineage: Eukaryota; Metazoa; Chordata; Actinopteri; Perciformes; Anoplopomatidae. The annotation marks the transcript as partial. The transcript is spliced from 4 exons.